UGAGAUUUUUUCAUUGACAAAUAAAACGCUUUGAAAAAUCGUUCGAUAUUUGGCUCAAUGUAUUGACAUGACGAAGCAGCAUUAAUUGCAAAAACUUACCUAAGAUAAGAGAAAAAUCGUAAGAUUUGCAAUUAAACUUGAACUUGAAGUCGGGAAAAAAUUUACAUACAUAACAGAUCAAUGACAUGACAGUGUUGCAUCGCAACAAGUGAUUUAGUAAAUUUUCUGGUCGGUAUUUUAAGUAAUCGAAUAAAUAAAUAAAGUAAACAAAAUGAACGCAGCAUAUGCCAUCGUAAUGGUCUUUGUCGGAUGCUGCAGUAAUGUUGUUUUCCUGGAAUUGUUAGUUAAAAUCGAUCCCGGAUCAGGGAAUUUGAUAACUUUUCUUCAAUUCCUGUUCAUAUCCUUGGAAGGAUUUCUGUUUACAUCCAAAUGUGGAACAGUGAAGCCGCGGAUUGGCCUAAAAGAUUAUACGAUUUUGGUGAUAAUGUUUUUUGUUACCAGUGUUUGCAAUAAUUAUGCGUUCGAUUUUAAUAUACCCAUGCCAUUGCACAUGAUCUUUCGGGCGGGAUCAUUAAUUGCAAACAUGAUUAUGGGCAUUAUUAUAUUGCGGAAAAGAUAUGUUUUUUCCAAAUAUUUAUCUGUUGGAAUGAUAACUGCUGGCAUUGUAAUCUGUACAAUAGUUUCCGGUAAGAACGUCAAGAGUACUCAGGUUAAUGAAAUUGUAGAGGAAGAUGCGAUGAGUGUGUUCUUCUGGUGGACCGUCGGUAUCACGCUGUUAACGCUCGCUCUGUUUGUAUCCGCUCGAAUGGGCCUUUAUCAGGAAGUGCUUUAUAAACGUUACGGGAAGCAUCCAAAGGAGGCACUUUUUUACACGCAUCUUUUACCACUGCCUUUUUUCCUUAUUUUGACCAGUAACAUUUGGGAGCAUAUAAAAUUAGCCAAUGCAAGUCCGUUAUAUGAUAUUCCAGUGUUAAAUAUCGGUGUGCCAAUCAUUUGGCUAUAUUUGUUAGGCAACGUUUUAACUCAGUAUGUCUGCAUCAGUUCGGUGUAUGUCCUGACGACAGAAUGUUCCUCACUUACCGUUACCCUGGUCGUCACACUUAGAAAGUUCGUUUCGUUGUUGUUUUCUAUUGUGUACUUUAGUAAUCCUUUCACCAUCUAUCACUGGAUUGGAACAAUACUGGUAUUCACCGGGACGAUAAUCUUUACGGAGGUUAUCGACAAAUUUAGACAAGCGCUGGCUCCUCAACAAACCACCGUCGAAAAAAAAGUUAACUAAUAAUAAAAAAAUGUAGCUGUUUUGUAUAUUCAAAAUAAUUUUCAAAAGAUUUAAUAAAGUUAAAGUUUAGGCAAAGAUAAACUCAAGAUGGAAUAGUCUACGAUUUCUCAAGUACCAUUCAAAUAGGACCCCUCGAUUGUGUGGGUACAAGUGCACCGUACUGGGUGAUUCCGUUUCCGAUUAAUAGUUAUAAAAUGCACAUCGAUGAUUUCGGUUCACCGUCAGUUGUACUUCAAUUAUUAUUUGAAACAAAACAACAAGCGUCGAAUCGCUACAUGCGUCGUAACUAUGACAGUGUUUGUUUAUAUAGAAAUAACCUUAAGUUGCAAUACGAUAGAAAUUGCAGUUUUCCGCUGCAUAUCGAGUGGAUGUUGCAACAGGAAAACAAAAAUCAAUUAGAAUUAUUGCUAAGAAUCUAUUCAAUUUGCAAUAUUCUUAUCUUAAGAAGCAUUAAAGCGAAUGGAUGUUGCAACAUAUUUUGUGCGGUAUGUUUACUUCCUUCCAAACUUGUAUUGUUCUACGGCGAAGAAAAACUUAUGUAAACUGCCUUAAGAAAUAAACGUAUUUAUGGAAAAAAAAAAAACUUGUAUUGUUGCUAUGGAAUGUUACCGUCAUUUUCAAAUGUUUAUCGACGCUUUUUAACGAAGGGUCAACAAAAUUACACCAUUACUAAGUUCACUGGUUCACGAUUACUGGUUCGAUAUUUUUCGAUGAAUCGUAUGGGACAUUGUAAUCUUGAGUUUAUCUUUGGUUUAGGGUGAUGCGACAUUUCAGGGGUAGUAUGCUAGAAAAUAAUUAGUAAACUAUUUUUAACAUAUUCAACGCUAGGUUAGUUAGUUUUGUUCAUUAAAAGAAUGCGUCACAACUAUUCACAAAAAUAAAAAAAAACUGCAAUAGGAGUAUUAAAUUGAAACUUUUUAUGUUUUUUAAUGAUUAUCAAACUUACCGUAUAGUCUCAAAAGUAAUAAAUGUGCUACCGUAUACUUGUGUGCGGUAGGAGCCACACUUUAAAAUAUUUCUGAAAUGUGCUACAAUAAAUCUUACACUAAUUUGAAA
Messenger RNA from Malaya genurostris, 2335 nucleotides. It is a transcript of the gene Efr, whose product is annotated as UDP-xylose and UDP-N-acetylglucosamine transporter. Gene Ontology annotation, biological process: transmembrane transport. The record is from RefSeq and is a predicted model, not a curated record. Gene Ontology annotation, molecular function: UDP-xylose transmembrane transporter activity; UDP-N-acetylglucosamine transmembrane transporter activity. Bases 272 to 1279 code for a protein of 335 amino acids. NCBI's taxonomy places the organism in Eukaryota, Metazoa, Arthropoda, Insecta, Diptera, Culicidae. Gene Ontology annotation, cellular component: endoplasmic reticulum membrane; Golgi membrane. The transcript is spliced from 3 exons.